UGUUGCUUUUGCAGACGUUUUGCCGCGCAAAAAGACUAGCAUCGAUAAGCGCUAUCGCAUAAAGUGAAAGCAAAGCGCAGAGUUGCGUUGGAAACUAAAUCGAGCACCCACUACAUUUUUUAGUGCGCUUUACGGACUGCGUUGCCUCGCGUCUGCAUGUAAAAAACCGCGGAUAUAGCAGCAAAAGUCCAUUUCGAGCGUUCAAUUGUAAUAUAAGAACAUGCGCUAAACACACAGCAAACAAACGACAACAACUUUAUUUUGUUUUCAUCGCUGCCAAAAACAAAACGCGUGUGGCCAACCGUGUGCGCUGUACGCUCGCUGGCUUUGUCACGCGUGCAAAAAGUUUUUCAGCAGUUUUUCUCAGUUGCGGAUAAUUCGUGUCAAUCGCGACACUUGAAAGAGUUUUCCGCAACAAGACAACAUGAGCACCACAACGGAUUCGAAGGCGCCGCUGCGCCAGGUGAAGCGCGUACAGUUUGGAAUUUUGUCACCUGAUGAAAUCCGUCGUAUGUCGGUGACAGAGGGUGGCGUUCAGUUCGCUGAGACCUUGGAAGGUGGUCGUCCGAAGCUGGGCGGCUUGAUGGAUCCUCGCCAAGGUGUGAUUGACCGGACGUCGCGUUGUCAGACGUGUGCGGGAAAUAUGACCGAAUGUCCGGGACAUUUUGGCCACAUUGACCUGGCCAAGCCCGUCUUUCACAUCGGUUUCAUAACGAAGACAAUCAAAAUCUUGCGCUGCGUUUGUUUCUACUGCUCUAAGAUGUUGGUCUCCCCACACAAUCCGAAGAUCAAGGAGAUUGUCAUGAAAUCAAAAGGUCAGCCACGCAAACGUUUGGCUUACGUUUACGAUCUGUGUAAGGGCAAAACGAUUUGCGAGGGCGGUGAAGACAUGGACAUGACUAAAGACAACCAGCAAGUGGAUCCAAACAAGAAACCCGGUCACGGUGGCUGCGGUCACUAUCAGCCAUCGAUACGUCGUACUGGUCUCGAUUUGACAGCCGAAUGGAAGCACGUGAACGAGGAUUCGCAGGAGAAGAAGAUCAUUGUCUCCGCUGAGCGUGUCUGGGAGAUACUCAAACAUAUAACCGACGAGGAAUGCUUUAUUUUGGGAAUGGACCCGAAAUAUGCUCGACCAGAUUGGAUGAUUGUCACCGUGUUGCCAGUGCCUCCUUUGGCUGUACGUCCGGCCGUUGUUAUGUUCGGUGCGGCCAAGAAUCAAGAUGAUUUGACACACAAAUUGGCUGACAUCAUCAAAGCCAACAAUGAGCUGCGCAAGAAUGAGGCAAGCGGUGCUGCGGCUCACGUCAUACAGGAAAAUAUAAAGAUGUUGCAAUUCCAUGUGGCAACGCUGGUCGACAAUGAUAUGCCCGGCAUGCCGCGUGCGAUGCAAAAGUCGGGAAAACCGCUGAAAGCGAUUAAAGCGCGUCUAAAGGGCAAAGAAGGACGUAUCCGUGGUAAUUUGAUGGGAAAACGUGUCGAUUUCUCUGCACGGACAGUCAUCACACCCGAUCCCAAUUUGCGUAUCGAUCAAGUCGGAGUGCCACGUUCGAUAGCACAGAACUUGACCUUCCCGGAGCUUGUCACUCCAUUCAACAUCGAUCGCAUGCAGGAGCUAGUGCGUCGUGGUAAUUCCCAAUAUCCAGGCGCCAAGUAUAUUGUACGCGACAAUGGUGAACGUAUCGAUUUGCGUUUCCAUCCGAAAUCCUCGGAUCUCCAUUUACAGUGCGGCUACAAAGUGGAGCGACAUUUGCGUGACGAUGAUUUGGUCAUUUUCAACCGUCAGCCAACUCUGCACAAGAUGAGUAUGAUGGGUCACAGAGUGAAGGUGUUGCCUUGGUCCACGUUCCGCAUGAAUCUGUCCUGUACUUCGCCUUACAAUGCUGAUUUCGAUGGGGACGAGAUGAAUCUGCAUGUUCCCCAAUCCAUGGAAACACGUGCUGAAGUCGAGAACAUACACAUAACACCGCGACAGAUUAUAACGCCGCAGGCUAACAAGCCCGUCAUGGGCAUCGUGCAGGAUACACUCACCGCAGUACGUAAGAUGACGAAACGUGAUGUGUUUAUCACGAGAGAGCAGGUGAUGAAUCUGUUAAUGUUUUUGCCCACGUGGGAUGGAAAAAUGCCGCAGCCAUGCAUCUUAAAGCCACGUCCGCUGUGGACAGGCAAACAGAUCUUCUCAUUGAUCAUACCCGGCAAUGUGAACAUGAUACGCACGCAUUCAACCCAUCCGGACGAGGAGGAUGAUGGACCUUACAAAUGGAUAUCACCCGGUGAUACAAAGGUCAUGGUGGAGCAUGGUGAUCUUAUAAUGGGUAUACUCUGCAAGAAAACUCUCGGCACCUCGGCCGGAUCUCUAUUGCAUAUCUGUUUCCUUGAAUUGGGUCACGAUAUUGCUGGACGUUUCUAUGGCAACAUUCAAACGGUGAUCAAUAAUUGGCUUCUGCUUGAGGGUCACAGCAUUGGUAUUGGCGACACCAUUGCCGAUCCGCAGACCUACAACGAAAUCCAAAUGGCCAUCAAGAAGGCGAAAGACGAUGUCAUCAACGUCAUACAAAAGGCCCACAACAUGGAGCUGGAGCCAACGCCUGGUAAUACGCUGCGACAGACCUUCGAGAACAAAGUGAAUCGCAUAUUGAACGAUGCUCGUGACAAAACUGGUGGAUCGGCCAAGAAAUCUCUCACGGAAUACAACAAUCUGAAGGCUAUGGUGGUGUCCGGCUCAAAGGGUUCCAACAUUAACAUCUCACAGGUUAUUGCUUGUGUGGGCCAGCAGAACGUUGAGGGCAAGCGUAUACCAUACGGUUUUCGCAAGCGCACGUUGCCGCAUUUCAUCAAGGACGAUUAUGGUCCUGAGUCCAGAGGCUUUGUGGAGAACUCCUAUCUGGCCGGCUUGACACCUUCCGAGUUCUAUUUCCAUGCCAUGGGCGGCAGAGAAGGUUUGAUUGAUACAGCUGUGAAGACUGCUGAAACUGGUUAUAUCCAGCGUCGUCUCAUCAAGGCUAUGGAGUCUGUAAUGGUCAACUACGAUGGCACAGUGCGUAAUUCUGUCGGACAACUCAUUCAGUUGCGUUAUGGCGAGGACGGCCUUUGUGGCGAAUUGGUCGAAUUCCAAAAUAUGCCCACAGUGAAGCUUUCGAAUAAGGUCUUUGAGAAGCGCUUCAAAUUCGAUUGGUCAAACGAACGUUAUAUGCGCAAGGUUUUCACAGACGAUGUGAUCAAAGAGAUGACAGAUAGCAGCGAUGCCAUUCAAGAACUGGAAUCCGAAUGGGAUCGUCUGGUCAGCGAUCGCGACAAUUUACGCACCAUCUUUCCUAAUGGCGAUUCAAAGGUGGUUCUGCCAUGCAAUCUGCAGCGAAUGAUCUGGAAUGUCCAGAAGAUCUUUCACAUCAAUAAACGCCUGCCCACAGAUCUGUCGCCGAUGCGUGUGAUAAGAGGCGUUAAAGGAUUGCUGGAACGUUGUGUAAUUGUCACGGGCAACGAUCGCAUCUCCAAGCAAGCCAAUGAGAAUGCAACGCUACUCUUCCAGUGCCUCAUCCGUUCGACGUUGUGCACCAAAUACGUAUCCGAGGAGUUCCGGUUGUCGACAGAGGCAUUCGAGUGGUUGAUCGGUGAGAUCGAGACCCGCUUCCAGCAGGCUCAAGCGAAUCCGGGUGAAAUGGUUGGCGCUUUGGCCGCUCAGAGUUUGGGUGAGCCGGCCACACAGAUGACCCUGAAUACUUUCCAUUUCGCUGGUGUGUCCUCGAAGAACGUAACUCUGGGUGUGCCUCGUCUCAAGGAGAUUAUCAACAUAUCGAAGAAGCCAAAGGCGCCUUCACUCACAGUUUUCCUUACCGGCGGCGCUGCUCGCGAUGCUGAAAAGGCCAAGAAUGUGCUCUGUCGACUAGAGCAUACCACAUUGCGUAAGGUAACAGCCAACACAGCUAUUUACUAUGAUCCAGAUCCGCAGCGUACGGUUAUUGCGGAGGAUCAGGAGUUCGUUAAUGUGUACUAUGAAAUGCCCGACUUUGAUCCGACACGCAUUUCGCCGUGGUUGCUGCGCAUCGAACUCGAUCGCAAACGGAUGACGGAUAAGAAGCUGACUAUGGAACAGAUUGCCGAGAAGAUCAAUGUUGGUUUCGGCGAGGAUCUCAAUUGCAUCUUCAACGAUGACAAUGCGGACAAAUUGGUGCUACGCAUUCGCAUCAUGAAUAACGAAGAGAACAAGUUCCAGGAUGAAGAUGAGGCAGUCGAUAAGAUGGAAGACGAUAUGUUCUUGCGCUGCAUCGAGGCGAACAUGUUAUCUGACAUGACACUGCAAGGCAUUGAGGCGAUUGGCAAGGUCUAUAUGCAUUUGCCCCAAACGGACAGCAAGAAGCGAAUCGUUAUCACCGAUACGGGUGAAUUCAAAGCCAUUGGCGAAUGGCUCUUGGAAACGGAUGGCACAUCGAUGAUGAAGGUGCUAUCGGAGCGUGAUGUCGAUCCCAUACGCACAUCCUCCAAUGAUAUUUGCGAAAUCUUCCAAGUGCUGGGCAUUGAAGCUGUGAGAAAGUCCGUGGAGAAGGAGAUGAAUGCUGUGCUUCAGUUUUAUGGCCUCUACGUGAACUAUCGUCAUUUGGCUUUGCUUUGCGAUGUGAUGACGGCCAAGGGACAUUUGAUGGCCAUCACGCGACACGGUAUCAAUCGACAGGACACGGGCGCCCUUAUGCGUUGCUCCUUUGAGGAAACCGUGGACGUGUUGAUGGAUGCAGCGGCGCAUGCCGAAACCGAUCCUAUGCGUGGUGUUUCCGAGAAUAUUAUAAUGGGUCAAUUACCUAAAAUGGGCACCGGCUGCUUUGAUUUGUUGCUGGAUGCAGAGAAAUGUCGCUUCGGCAUUGAGAUUCCAAAUUCUUUGGGCAGCAGCAUGCUGGGCGGUGCAGCCAUCUUUAUGGGUGGUGGCUCCACGCCAAGUAUGACGCCUCCAAUGACGCCAUGGGUGAAUUGCCAUACUCCACGUUACUUUUCGCCAUCCGGGCAUGUAAGUGCCAUGACGCCUGGUGGACCCAGUUUUUCGCCAUCGGCCGCUUCGGAUGCCUCGGGCAUGUCGCCCAGCUGGUCGCCAGCACAUCCUGGUUCUUCGCCUAGUUCGCCGCGACAAUCGAUGUCGCCGUAUUACCACGCUUCGCCAAGCGUUUCGCCCUCAUACUCGCCCACGUCGCCGAAUUAUACAGCUUCGUCGCCGGGCGGCGCUUCGCCAAAUUAUUCGCCAUCGAGCCCCAACUAUUCGCCCACAUCGCCGCUUUACGCGGCUACGAGUCCACGUUAUGCCUCGACCACGCCCAAUUUCAAUCCACAAUCGACUGGAUAUUCGCCUUCGUCGUCGGGCUAUUCGCCCACAUCGCCUGUGUAUUCGCCCACAUCGAAUUUCCAGUCGAGUCCCUCGUUUGCGGGCAGCGGCAGUAAUAUGUAUUCGCCUGGCAAUGCAUAUUCCCCAAGCUCAUCAAAUUACUCACCCAACUCGCCGUCGUAUUCACCGAUGUCGCCGUCAUAUUCGCCGUCAAGUCCUUCGUACUCGCCUACGUCGCCCUGCUACUCACCCACCUCGCCUUCGUAUUCGCCGACUUCGCGAAACUAUACUCCCGUCACGCCUUCAUAUUCGCCGACGUCGCCAAACUAUUCGGCUUCGCCGCAUUACUCGCCCGCAUCGCCGGCAUACUCACAGACAGGUGUUAAAUAUUCGCCGACAUCGCCAACGUAUUCGCCGCCUUCGCCGUCAUAUGACGGAUCACCAGGCUCGCCACAAUAUACGCCAGGCUCGCCACAAUAUUCGCCAGCCUCACCCAAAUAUUCACCCACUUCGCCGCUCUAUUCACCCAGUUCGCCGCAACACUCGCCGUCGAACCAAUACAGUCCAACAGGAUCAACAUAUUCGGCGACAAGUCCACGCUAUUCACCAAACAUGUCCAUCUACUCGCCGAGCAGCACCAAAUAUUCCCCCACAUCGCCCACGUACACGCCCACAGCGCGCAACUAUUCGCCAACAUCGCCUAUGUACUCGCCCACAGCGCCCUCGCACUACAGUCCGACGAGUCCGGCAUAUUCCCCGAGCAGUCCCACAUUCGAGGAGAGCGACGAUUAGGCUACACCCAAGGCUGAUACUCAAGGUAGAAGGCGGAGUAGGCGUAGGAAGCAGAAUUCCCAACUGUAAAUUCGACUUAUCUAGCAAUAUAUA
Drosophila hydei is the source of this 6187-nucleotide messenger RNA. RefSeq names its product DNA-directed RNA polymerase II subunit RPB1 (gene RpII215). Gene Ontology annotation, cellular component: RNA polymerase II, core complex. The coding region runs from base 425 to 6094 and encodes 1889 amino acids. The record is from RefSeq and is a predicted model, not a curated record. Gene Ontology annotation, molecular function: DNA binding. Gene Ontology annotation, biological process: transcription by RNA polymerase II. The transcript is spliced from 4 exons. NCBI's taxonomy places the organism in Eukaryota, Metazoa, Arthropoda, Insecta, Diptera, Drosophilidae.